Messenger RNA from Oreochromis niloticus (Nile tilapia), 2182 nucleotides. Its product is annotated as cingulin-like. The record is from RefSeq and is a predicted model, not a curated record. The transcript has a single exon. NCBI's taxonomy places the organism in Eukaryota, Metazoa, Chordata, Actinopteri, Cichliformes, Cichlidae. Bases 230 to 1945 code for a protein of 571 amino acids.
GUUAAAAAAAAAACAUCCCCAUUCUAAAAUGUCAUGUGACAAUCUGAUUCUUAAAGAGUGAUGAUGUCACAAGGACAUCAUGCCUUUGAUCCUUUGAAGUUUUUUCCUUAAAUAGGGGUCAGGAGCAGCAAGUUUUAGUCAGUUUGUUCGCAGCCUUCAAACGUUCAACCAGAGAUAUAUUUGAAAGUAUUUGUAAACCUCUUCAGAGUCACUGUGCACAGGAUUCAAAAUGUAUCCACGAAAACGAUCCAUUAGUGCCUCAUCAGUCCAAAGGACAUUACAGGAAAACUCCGACCUACAUGCAAAAAUUAAACAAAUUGAAGAAGAGAAGCUUCAACUGGAGGAGAAGUGCAGACAAUUGGAAGUACGAAAUCAAGAGCUGGAAAAACAACAGCUCUUGGUGCCUUACGCAAAAUUUAUUAGUGAGGUCUGUGAAGGAAAGCUUGAUGAAGCACGACAGAAGAUUUUGUUCCUGACGAAGGAAAACAAGACAAAGAGUGCUGAAUUAAAAGAAACGUCUGCCCAGCUUCAACGCACGAACGCUACUAUUGCGAAGAUGCAAGGGGAUCGCCAAUACAUGGAGCAAAAGAAUCAGGCGCUCCAAGGAAUGCUUGAUGAAGCUUUGGAAAAAAUGACACAAUUCCUCUGUCUGAAAAAGGAAGAGAACACACAAAUGCAGGACCAAGUCAAAGGCAUAAAGGAAAAACACAAAGUGCUGAAAGUCAGGCUGGAUGAAACAGAGUGCAAAAAUAAGGAGCUUCUUCAAGAGAAAGAGCAACAGGAAGAAGAAAAACGUAUUCUCCAGGACUUGGAGAGAAGAAAUCUACAACUGAACGAAUUUUGUAAUACAAUGAAGGACAGAACACCUGAACUGGAAGGAGACGAAUUGGGAAAACUAUAUUCAAAGAUACAGCGUAGGGUCAAUGAAAUGGUGAAAAGCCUCUCAGAGGCCAUUGAUGAGAUGUUGUUGGACUCAGACAACUUGAAGCGCGAAAACACUGAAAUGCUUGCGCAAAAGCAGCAACAAGAGAAAAUAAAUGAAGACCUGCAGCGUAAGCUUCAAGAAAUCACAAGAAGAAAUGAGCAGUUAGAAAAGAUCCACAAGGAAAAGCAACAGCAAAAUACAGACAAGCGCAAUCUAUUAAAAGGAAUGGAGCAAAAGAAUCAGGCGCUCCAAGGAAUGCCUGAUGAAGCUUUGGAACAAAUUACACAAUUCCUCUGUCUGCAAAAGGAAGGGAACACACAAAUGCAGGACCAAGUCAAAGGCAUAAAGGAAAAACACAAAGUGCUGAAAGUCAGGCUGGAUGAAACAGAGUGCAAAAUUAAGGAGCUUCUUCAAGAGAAAGAGCAACAGGAAGAAGAAAAACGUAUUCUCCAGGACUUGGAGAGAAGAAAUCUACAACUGAAAGAAUUUUGUAAUACAAUGAAGGACAGAACACCUGAACUGGAAGGAGAAGUAUUGGAAAAACUACCUUCAAAGCUGCAGCGUAGGAUCAAUGAAAUGGCGAAAAAACACUCAGAGGUCAAGAAUAAGAUAUUGUUGCACUCAAACAACUUGAAGUGCGAAAACGCUGAAAUGCUUGCGCAAAAGCAGCAACAAGAGAAAAUAAAUGAAGACCUGCAGCGUAAGCUUCAAGAAAUCACAAGAAGAAAUGAGCAGUUAGAAAAGAUCCACAAGGAAAAGCAACAGCAAAAUACAGACAAGUGCAAUCUAUUAAAAGAAAUGGAGCAAAGAUGCCAGAAACUUGAGAAGGAAGUUGAAGAAACAACCGAUCAGUUGAGAACCCUCAUCCUAGAGAAAAAAGUGCUCGUGGAAAAGCUCAUGGAAAAGAAGAAAAAACGUUUCCGCUUCUUCUGGAGGAGGGACACUCCUGCUUUUUCUACUUUUUCUAUUUUUUCUACUGCUGAUGUCACCUCAUCUCCCUCCACCUCUGUUCCAUCUUAAUUUUCACCUCUCCUCUCACCUUCUCCCUUUCUCUCCUAACACUUCUUCCCUCUCUCCUUCAUCUUUUUUCACCCUAACCCCCAACCAGUCCUGGCAGUUGACUGCCCCUCGUGAGCCUGGUUCUGCCGGAAGUUUCUGCCCGUUUAAAGGCAGUUUUUCUUCCCCACUGUCGCCUAGUGCUUGCUCAGAGGGGAUUGUUGGAUUUGUAUUGUUGAUUGCUGGACCAGGUGACCCUGA